This is a messenger RNA of Micropterus dolomieu (smallmouth bass), 4198 nucleotides long. It is a transcript of the gene foxm1, whose product is annotated as forkhead box M1. Gene Ontology annotation, molecular function: DNA-binding transcription factor activity; sequence-specific DNA binding. NCBI's taxonomy places the organism in Eukaryota, Metazoa, Chordata, Actinopteri, Centrarchiformes, Centrarchidae. The coding region runs from base 315 to 2357 and encodes 680 amino acids. The transcript is spliced from 9 exons. The record is from RefSeq and is a predicted model, not a curated record. Gene Ontology annotation, biological process: regulation of DNA-templated transcription; G2/M transition of mitotic cell cycle.
UAACUAAGCACUUUCUGAAAAUAGGCUGCUAAACUGACCAGUUGCACAGCUAAAAAACGGACACACGGAAAAUGAGGAGCUCUAUUUCAUCCUGAGAUCUAUUGUUAACAUACAGCCCAUCACAGCAGUGUUCUGACUGGUGUUUGAUAAGAAUUGAUUUCUUCGUGUCAAUUAGCGGGCGGAGGAACGGUUUGAAUACAGAAAGGCUUAACUGUUAACUAGCUAACCCUAACUAGUAACUUGGCAUUCAUACCGUCUGCUAGGUAACGUUAAACGAAAACCAGUGAACACCAAGGAGCAUUUUCAAUGAUUUAAUGACCAUGAGACGGAGCCCAAGGAGACCCCUGAUCCUCAGAAGACGAAAGCUGCCUUUUCAGCAAAAUGAUCCGCCAGUAUCUGAGUUGCAAGGCCAACCUGGUGCAUCAGGCUCCAAAGAACCUUCUAAUUCAGCUGCCAGUCAGUGCUUCCCUGAUGGCAUCCGCAUUAUGGAUCACCCUUCCAUGUCUGAUACACAGGUGGUUGUCAUUCCCAAAACUGCAGACCUUCAAAGUGUUAUUGGGGUCCUCACUGCCAAAGGCAAAGAGUCUGGUGUACUGGGACCAAACAAGUUCAUCCUUCUUAGUGGGAAUGGCAGUGCUGACAAUGGAUCUUUUUGUCAGACUGCAGCUGAAGGGGAUGACAUCUCUACAAGGACUACAGCUGGACAACCAGUGAAAGCAGAGGAAUCUAUGCACUCCCCGGAUGCUAAACCUCUCACUGGAAUUAAACUAUGUAUGGAAAAAAAAUCUUCCUUAAAUGUGAAUAAGGAUCUGGAUUGUGGUCCUUUAGAUGACAGCCUCACCAACAUUCAGUGGCUGGGCAGGAUGAGCACAUGUGCCUUGGAACCAGAACCUGCCAAGCAGAUGACCGACAAGGAGAACCAUAACUCAAAUUCACAGGCACAAGAUACACAAACGGAUGCAGAAGCUGUUCAGCAACCCAUGUCAGAGAGGCCACCAUACUCCUACAUGGCCAUGAUCCAGUUUGCUAUCAAUAGUCGGAAGAACAGGAGGAUGACACUGAAAGAGAUUUACAUGUGGAUCGAGGACCACUUCCCUUACUUCAGAGAGGUAGCCAAACCAGGAUGGAAGAAUUCAAUCCGCCAUAACCUCUCUCUACAUGACAUGUUCAUUCGUGAGACGUCACCAGAUGGUAAAAUUUCUUCCUGGACUAUCCGGCCUGAGGCCAAUCGAUGCCUUACACUUGAUCAGGUGUACAAGCCUGGCUGUGACCCAAUGACUGCUCCUGUUCCGGUACCAAUGCUUUUAUUUCCCCACCAACAACAAAAGAGGAUGCUUCCUGAUGCAAGAAAAACACCGACUGGCACUGAGAGAAGGAUGAAACCUCUUCUCCCUCGAACCGAUUCCUACUUUGUUCCUAUCCAGCUGCCCGUCUCCUCCUCCGUCUACCUGCCGUCCUCAACGGCCCAGUUCCCCCCCUCCUGCUCGCAGCAGAAACGGAACACUCCACGAGAAGCCAAGAGAGUGCGGAUAGCUCCUAAGGUGACACAAUGUGACGUCCCAACUGUGACAGUGUAUCCUCAGAAGAACAAAGACCUCAAGGUAAAGGAGGAAACAGUAUGUGUUUCAGUUAAAUGCGAGACACCUAAGUCCUUUCCGAAGAGACAAGCCAGCAGCUCUCGACGUAAACAGCGCCUGGUUCACUCUGUGCACGAUGAGCCUGUCCUCCUCUGCCCUGAGAACACUUUCUUUGACUCUGGUGUAGCCUCUGAUGCGUCAGCUUUCCAGGACAUGAGAGAUACUGAGCUGGAUGAGCACCAGCAUGAGCAGCACAGCCCCGACCGGGAGUUUUCCUUCAAGACCCCCAUAAAAGGUAGCAGCCACCUGACCUCCUCCACACCCAGCAAGCCCCCCUGUAAUGUCGUCCCCGAGCCCUGGAAAGUGACCCCUGUGGGUAAAGGGAGCCAAAACGUUCUGGACUUCAGCCCCAUUCGCACACCAGGUGGCCUGGCAGUCACACCGCGGCACGAUUACACCACCUUCAGCCUCAACAGCACUCCCUUUAAAGAUUUGCCUUUGUUUAGCUCCCCCAGAGAGCUGCUCACAUCCGCUCCCUCCAGAGUGACGGAACCAACAGACUGUCCCAACGAAAGCCUCACAAGCAGCUGCUCCAGAGAGCUGCUUCAGGUGGGAUGCACCACACCGGCUAACCGCUCCAUUACAGAGGGCCUCGUCCUGGAUACAAUGAAUGACAGCCUGAGCAAGAUACUAGUGGACAUAAGCUUCUCUGGUCUGGAUGAUGAGGACCUAGGUAUGGCCAAUAUCAGCUGGUCCGAGUACAUCCCUCAACUUAAGUAGCCUGAGGAUAAAAAAAACAUGACAUGUAUGUUUUCCAAAACACUAUAGUUAAGAAACCAAACACAGAAACAGCAAAGCAGAUGCACAUUUAUGUAAAAUCACCAAUCUUGGUGGGGGUCUGUACACAAAUGUUUUAGGAAACUGUUGGAUUUGAAUAUGGUUUAUGGAGACUAUAGCAACUGAAUUAAAAGGAACAUUACAUUUUUUACUCAUAGUGGUAACUGAAGUUAAUGAACUUUGUCAGAGUGAGACACCAAAUAUAAGUAGAUACAUAAUAAGGCAUAUAGCCAAGAAUAUUAAGCAUAGGCAAAUAUAUAUUAGGAAUAUCAUCAAUACUAACAGUGAUUUGUUUUUGCCAGUGAGCAGUUGAGUUAAUUAGCUUGAAUAUAACUAUUAAAUGAACUGAUUUGUAUGGAUUAAAGGUAAAAUCCAUAAUGUUUUAUAGUUUGACAUUAUUUUAUUGAUCUGGUUGAGUGUGGUAAAGCACUACAGUUAAUUAAUUUCAUCACUUUGGCAAUAUAUAUAAUUCAUAUUACCUGAUCACUUGAUAUUUUCACUAUCACCAAGGUAAAACAACUUAACAAAAGCUAACAAAGUGCCGCUUUAAUAUAAUGGAUGUACCCUUCAAUUCGGCUGCUGCAGCCGUUCAUUUGAACCUUUUUUUUAUAGCUUGAAUACUCAAGUAAGUGCCAAAAUGGUUUGCCUCUUUUGUUGAAGUAUCAUUUAAAUUUGCUUUUCUGUUGCAUCUGCUUUGCUUUCUUCUAAAUGUUUCUGUCUGAUGUUUGAAGAAAGGUAAAAUAAUAAUUUAAUAAAUGAUUGGGAAACUUUAAUUUUUAUUGCCAGGUCCAAAUAGCAAGCUGCUCACUUGUUGUCCCUCACUUUGGAUGUUUGUCUUCACCUUUGGCCUAAUUUUUUUUUUAUUGGUUUCAUCAUUUAUUAACAGCCUCUUGUAUCACUUUUGUUUGUAUCCAUGAAACUUUCUAUGUUGAAAAAUUCACACAUGGUCUUGUUUUCUUUAUCAUUUAUUCUACAUGUCAUAACUGUCUGUACUCUUGAAGGAAUCGCUGGAGAAGAGAAAUAUGUAUGUUGAUUUGCACAUUUUAAUAUAUAAUUUAGCUUUUACAUAUGUAAAUGGAAAGACGAUAUAUUGCCUGAUAACCCAGUGCCAUUUUAUUCAGGCGGCCUCCUGGAAUCGACUUUUAGAUUGUGAUGCAGGAUUGUUUAGCAAUAAACAAUGGCAAGUAAUAAAAAUAGCACUAACCGCAGUAGAAUUGUCGAUGUACAUUAAUGGUAGAACUGUCUUCACCUUUUGACUUUAUAAAUCCUUACAGUAAUUGUUCAUCUGUGUGCCAGUAUCAGCUUAGGGGGCUCUUUGUACCUGCAGAGAGGUACAUUUUCCAUGCAGUGACUCCUCAUGUUAUCACCAUAGUUUGAGGAUAGAAUGGGACAUGUAUACCCAUUUUUGAAAAAAGCCACAAAAUAAUGUAUGGCUUUAAUCAUUUCUUCAUGUUUGUAAUAGGCUGUGCAUUGCAGUGAGUUCUUUACAUUUGGUACAGAAUGGCAGGCAAGUGUGAAAAGGGGUUGUAGCAAAUGUUUUUCAAAGCAUGUGCCUUGGUGUGUUCUAAAGUUGGUAUUUCUGACAACAAUAAAUCUGUUGUGUUGGCAUCUCAAACAUUAAGGUCAUGUUUUUGACUAUAAGCAUGCUUUGAUUUGCCUUGCUCUGCUCACAUUUAAUCAAUGUAAAUAGACAACCUAAAGUGUAUUGUAUCUGAAAAAACUACAUGGCAAGGUUGCCUAUUUUUAUUUAUAUUUGAAUAAAGGUUGAAGCCAUUUAUAGAUUG